Molecule: messenger RNA, 1346 nt
Organism: Chenopodium quinoa (quinoa)
Lineage: Eukaryota; Viridiplantae; Streptophyta; Magnoliopsida; Caryophyllales; Amaranthaceae
Product: auxin-responsive protein SAUR64-like
Exons: 1
Coding region: 753-1157 (134 amino acids)
Biological process (GO): response to auxin
Source: RefSeq, a predicted model, not a curated record
UAUAAGAUCAGGAGAGAAUUUUUCGAAGAUGAGAAAGUAGAUAUGAAUGUAAUGAUGAAUGAUGAUAUAGCAAUGUUUGGAUGAGAAGGCUUUGGAGGAUGAUCAAGUUUUAUAGCUCCAAGCUAAAGACAUAUCACUUCGUCGUGGGACUGCCUUGCUUUCAUUCAUCGAAAGCAAGUUCAUGUGGUUGUUCAUGUGGCCUUGUCUGAUUUAAUUUCCAUCUGGCAACCAUUUUGACAAAUCCCAGAUCAUACAGGCCUACUAUGUUGCUCAUAGAUACCAGCCUCUUCGCAACCAAUUGAUUGAUUAUUGUGUAAACUUCCUGCUAACAUAACGCCAAGUACUCACCAGCUAAUUAAAUGCAGAUGUUUCAGUUUCCACAUCCAUCAAAGAACAAAACAAUUAAACAGAUUAGAUAUUAGGUGUGGAAAAAUCAGAACCAUCACACACUUGUAAUACAGUAAUCUAAUUGAGUGGGUGAUACUAGGCUUAUAUUAAUUGUUAAAAAAACAUCUUUGGACUACAUGUUUUGGGAUCAUCCAAAGCAACAUAAAGUUAAUCGCGUGGUUAUGCUUCCUAAUAAUGUAAACAAGUAAGGCACCAAUGAAGUGAUAUGUCUUCAGGUUGAAGCUAUAAAACUUGACCACUUCCUCUACUCUUUCCAUCCAAUUCAAACUUUAAAAUUCUCAUCAAAUUCAACUAACUUAUCAACUUUGCGAAAUUCUCUUCUUUCACUCUUAAAACACAACAACAUGAUCAGCACAAAGAAACUUAUCAAGAUGGCACGAAAGUGGCAAAAGAUAGCAGCUGCCAGCAGGAAGAAGAUCUCUUGGUCACAUCCUGUGGCGAAUGAGGGUCAUUUUGUUGUCUACACAGCAGAUGGAAGACGAUACAUGAUUCCUUUGGCAUAUUUGAAGAGCGAAAUUUUCAUAGAGCUCCUUAAAAUAGCCGAGGAAGAAUUUGGAGUUACAAGUUCAGGGCCAAUUACAUUGCCUUGCGAUUCACAUUUUAUGGAUUAUGUGAUCUCUAUGAUCCAAAGAUGUGUAGCAGAUGACUUGAAGAAGGCGUUGAUCAUGUCCUUAACUAGCUGCAGAUACUCAUCAUUGUCACAUGAACAUCAAGAACGAAAUCCACAAAUGUUUUUAUGUAGUUUCUAGGAAAAAAAAAGUAGUUUUGUUACUCCUUUUUUUUGUACAAAAUACAUACAGUAGAAAUUUUUAAGUAGGACUAGAAUGUUAAUAAAAUUUCAGAAAGAAGAUAAUCAGAAAAUUUUAGUCUCUCCGUUGUGCAAGUGUUUUUUUAACUUACUGUUUCUUAUAUUGUUGUUUGAUAUGCAUGAAUUGCGA